Cuscuta europaea is the source of this 3740-nucleotide messenger RNA. The record is from the annotation of a GenBank genome assembly. Lineage: Eukaryota; Viridiplantae; Streptophyta; Magnoliopsida; Solanales; Convolvulaceae.
AACGGUCAUUUACACUCGCAAAUCCUUUGAAAGAAAUCCGUUCUCAUCGUUCCAACGCACUAAAACCCUCUACGUUUCAUCUCUUUCUCCCUCUCUGCCUACAUUCGAAAAUGGAGACACAAAUGGAGCACAGAGAAUCCACAUCAGAGAAAACAGGGGAAAGAAAAAUACCUGUAUUCACAGUUCUGAAGAACAAUGCGAUCCUCAAGAACAUUUUCCUAAUCGAUAACCAACCCUUGGCAGAGGGAUCCUACAAGAAAUCGGAAGAAAUUUUGUUGGUUGGGAGGCAUCCAGAUUGCAACAUCACCUUAGAACACCCAAGCAUCAGCAGAUUCCACCUUCGCAUCUACUCACAGCCCUCUUCCCAAUCCCUCUCCGUCGUUGAUCUCUCUUCAGUGCAUGGGACUUGGAUUGGCGGUAAAAAGAUUGAAUCCGGGGUUCGGAUUAACUUGAGAGAAGGUGAUACUAUGCAGCUAGGGGGAUCAAGUAGGGUAUACAGGCUACAUUGGAUUCCUUCGAGCCAAGCGUAUGAUAUGGAUAAUCCAUUUCUGCCUCCAAUUCUCCUUCAGUCAGAGCCUUCUUGUGAUAAAGAAGGGGAGGAUCAGGUUGCUGAUGUUGGGUUCUUUCAUAAGAGUGAAGAGUUGGAGAGUCUUGAUUCAGAAUAUGCUGAUUCAGACGUGCCUUCUUCUAUCUCUUUGGUGGAUGACAAAAAAAUCCCGGCUGCUAAUGAAGAGUAUAGUGUAGAUACUGAUAUCCAGUCUUUAUUGAAGGAUUGUUUUUGUGUGGGCCAACAAUUGUUGACUCCAGAGAAGGAGAACCAUCGCACUUCUAGCUGUCUCCCACUUGGUUCUUUGAAGGAUUUGUUUGAAUUCGAUUCAAGAACUGGACCAACAGUGAAGCCCCCACUUCUGGAAGUUGAUGGAAUAGCCUUUCCGGUCAAAGAGAGAGUCAUUAUGACAAAAUCAGAGAGUUAUCCAGAUACAGAUUCCCAAUUUCCCUUGGAGGAUCCUUUUCUGAGUGGCGAAAAAACAUCAACUCCGGAGAACAAGAACUGCCCUUCUAGCUCUCCUACACUCCGAGAUGCAUUGAAGAAUACAGAUGAGUUUGAUUUAAGAAAUGGGUCACAAUCUGUUCUGGAAGUGCAUGAAGUUGAUGAUGAAAUAGUCACUCCAAACCAAGAGAAAGUCGUUAUAGAUAUUCAUUUUCCGAGUGGAGAUGAUACAGAUAGCAAAAUGCUCACACCAGAUCAGUUUGAUUUGGGUAAUGGGUCACCAACAAGCUUGUCACUUCUGAAAGUGAAUGAAGUUGAAGGUGAAAUAGUCACUCCAGACCAAGACAAAGUCACUAUGGAUAUUGAACUUCUGGAAGUGCUUGAAGUUGAUGAUGAAAUAGUCACCCCAAACCAAGAGAAAGUCUCUAUAGAUAUUCAUUUUCCGAGUGGAGAUGAUACAGAUAGCAAAAUCCUCACACCAGAUCAGUUUGAUUUGGGUAAUGGGUCACCAACAAGCUUGUCACUUCUGAAAGUGAAUGAAGUUGACGGUGAAAUAGUCACUCCAGACCAAGAGAAAGUCACUAUGGAUAUUGAACUUCUGGAAGUGCUUGAAGUUGAUGAUGAAAUUGUCACCCCAAACCAAGAGAAAGUCUCUAUAGAUAUUCAUUUUCCGAGUAGAGAUGAUACAGAUAGCAAAAUCCUCACACCAGAUCAGUUUGAUUUGGGUAAUGGGUCACCAACAAGCUUGUCACUUCUGAAAGUGAAUGAAGUUGAUGGUGAAAUAGUCACUCCAGACCAAGAGAAAGUCACUAUGGCUAUUGAACUUCCGAGUGAAGAUAAUUUGUCUCCCUAUUCUGUCCCACCCAGGUCAUUGUCGAAUAAAGAAAGUGGAUCAACUAUCAGAUCUUCUGAAGAUGAUGUUGUUUAUAAAGUAGUGGGCAAAGGAGGUGACAUUAUGGUCGUUCCAGAUAUAGAGAAUGUAAGUUUUGGCAUUUAUCCACCAAGUGAUGGUGGAUAUGUGAAUAAAAAAGUUUUUAAUCCUGUCAAAGAGAAAGAGAAUCCGACUCUAAGUUCUGUCUCACUCCAGUCCUUGAAGAAUACAGAUGAGUUUGAUUUGAAGACAUGUGGAUCAACUCUAAUAUAUUCACUUCCAAAGGUGGAUGAAAUUGAUCAGGAAACGGUAGCCACUCCCAUCAAAGAGAGCAUACCUCUGGAUAUUCCUGCUUUGAGUGGUGGGGACAUGAUGGAUGUUGAAGAAAUAUUGUAUACCUCACCAGGUAAAGAGAAUUGCACUCGACCUACCAUGAGACUUUCAUUUCCAAAUAUGGAAGAAGGUGGUGAUAAACAAACUAUAAGUCCAAAUAAGGAGAACGAGACUCUAAAUACUCAUCUCCAGAGGUUAAUACAACCGAAGGGGAAGCUUCAAAACCUAACGAAACUGAAAGUGCUUAAACCAUCUCCUUUGAAGAAUGAGAAUUGUGAUGAUGAGAGAGAUGAUGAAACUUUUACUCCAGAUAAAGAGAACAUGACCCCUAAUACUCAUUUUAUGUGGUCGAUGAACAAGAUUGGAAAGUCAAGAGAAGCUAUUAACAACUCUGAGCUAGCUGAUGACUUCAACUCAAGAUUACAUCAAUAUGAGCAAAAUAACAAUGAGAAAGAACUCAAAGUGAAGAGCAAUGUUAAAGAGCUAGGACUACAUAUGCAGCAGUCUAAACAGAAGGAUAGAGUGCCCUUUCGAUCGGUGCUCAUCAAUUCCAGAAGCACUACUGAGUCAUUCUGUCCAGGAAUGGGAGAUAAGAUCUGUCAUUUUUCUGAGCCUAAAGUCAGGGAGAAAGAAAGAAGUUGGUGCAUAGUGGUGGAUACUACAAGUCUGCUGAACAAAGAGUCUAGGAAAGCUCUGCAUCUUUUGCAGGGUCUCAAAUCGACCUCUUUGAUCAUUCCUCGUAUUGUCAUAAAGGAACUAGGUUGCAUGAAAAGUCGAGCUAGUUUCUUUACAAGAACGACAGAGGUGUCUUCAGCAUUAGAAUGGGUUGAAGAUUGUAUGAAAAAUUCAAAGUGGUGGGUUCAUGUUCAGAGUUUAGAUGAAGAAGAAGAAACAAGUGACAUUGCUACUCCAACACCUGCAGAAGAUCGCAUUCUUAAAUAUGCUCUCUUCUUGAGAAAAAUCAACAAUGGCCUGACAAAACUCAUCCUCCUCAGUGAUGAUAUCUCUCUGAAGAUCAAGUCCAUGGCAGAGGGUUUACUUUGCGAGACAGCCAAAGAUUUCAGAGAAAGCCUAGUGAAUCCAUUUUCUGAGAGGUUUCUUUGGACUAAAAGCUCUCCAAGGGGCAUAACGUGGUCAUAUGAGGAUGACAUUGUUCUCAAGGAGACAUAUUAUCAACGCCCGCUGAAGAAACCUCAUUCAAAACAAGCAAAUUAUUAUGCAUGGGGAUUGAAGCUCAUAUUAUUGCUCCAUCAUUCUUUCCCAUCCACACAGUCCACUUCAUCUUCAAACAAAAACUAGUCAUAUGUUUCUUUUUCCCCUUGAAUGUUAAUUAAAAACAAGGAAUAGUUCGUUGCUCCUUUGUGUAAUGCUGGUGCAACUCCAUAAUUUUCUCAUUAUGGGGCAAGAUCAGCUCACUCAAUGGUAUAAAAUUUGUUCACUUUUAACGGGAAGCUGCAAUAUUUAGCAUCUACUCUAAAGGGACGGAGUAUACACUUUAAUUUAAUACCUUCAAAGAUAGAAUCUUGCAAAGGGAGUAAUAGUGCC